This is a messenger RNA of Cucumis melo (muskmelon), 2159 nucleotides long. RefSeq lists its product as uncharacterized. The coding region runs from base 199 to 1875 and encodes 558 amino acids. The transcript has 9 exons. Gene Ontology annotation, molecular function: zinc ion binding. Lineage: Eukaryota; Viridiplantae; Streptophyta; Magnoliopsida; Cucurbitales; Cucurbitaceae. The record is from RefSeq and is a predicted model, not a curated record.
AAAGACAACGGAGAAAAUUUUCAUCUUUUGUCAAAACUUUCCAACUCUUUCCCGCUCUACGACAAUGGUUUUAAUCAAUUCCUUUUUCAAAAUUCUCAUCUUUCCGCUCCAAAAUUUCCCUCCAAUUCUCUUCUCAUAACACAUAGCAAAACCCAAUUUCCCAAAUUCAUCAUUCAACAACCUACAGAAACAUAAUCAAUGGACAAUGGUUGCGGUAUUGCCAAAACCAUUUGCUCAAUUUGCUACGAGGAUCUAAAACCCAUCAUCGAGGAUCUUCAAUCCAUCUCAAUCUGUGGCCAUGUCUUCCACGAGCUCUGUUUACAGCAGUGGUUUGAGUAUUGUUCGAAUGGGAAGAAGAAAUACAGUUGUCCUAUGUGUAAGCAGACCUGUGUGGGAAAAGAUGUUGCGCGGUUGUAUUUUCAAUCUGUGGGUGAUGCGAAUGAUCCAAUGCUGGCUAAGAAACCUGCCGAUUGGAUUGAGAAAGAUCCGGAGUUGUUGAGAAGUGAGAUCAAGAGGUUGGAGAUGAGGGUAUCAGUGCUUAAUUCGACAUUGGAAACUCAAGGGAAGGAUAUCAAAGAGCUUCACGAGGAGCUUCAACUUUGCCAGGAUGAACUGAAGAAAGAAGUAGGCUUGAGGAAUGAUGCCAUGAAACAAAAAAUUUUAAUGUCUCAACUGCUUCAUUUAAAAUCCGAGGAACUUGAAAACUCAACUGUUGAGUGCAAAAGGCUGCACGAAAGAAGUAUGGCUUUAGCUAAAGAACUUGCAGCUUUCAAGUUAAUAUCUGAAGUGGAUCUUGAUGAAGAGGAGGUCCUAAAGCUUUCUUCAUUGGGUAGUGGAGCAGACAAUAAAGAUACAAUUGACAUUCUAAGGAAAUCCUUGGUCCUACGUAAUAGGAGUUAUAAAGAAUUGAUGGCAAAGUGCAAUCUUCUUGGAAGGGGAGAGGCUCGUUCUUGUAAGAAACUUGAGAAGGCAAAUGGGAAAAUAAAUAAGCUAAAGGUAAGGGUCCAAGAACUAGAGAAAGCCAUUGAAGAUAAAGAUAAUGAAGUUCUGAGAGGCUUGAAAGACGCAAAAAAACUAGGAGUUCAGGGUAGUGUUUGUUGUAAAUGUAACAUGGUAUCAGCAAAAAAUAAGUCCGCUGCUGCAGCAGAUACUUUACCUUCAACUGCAAGCCAGAUCAACGAACCGUUAUCUUCUAGAAAAGAGAAAAUUUAUGACUUUCCAAGCGGUACUCAUACAAGCUAUUUGACCACGGUAGAUAUAGCUGAGAACAUAUGCUCCUCAGUGAAUAAGAAAACUUCAGAAUGUUCUCAAGUUGAGAAUGCCAAAGAUUCUACUAUGGAAAGCCAAAUAAGUGAGGAAGGAAACCGAAUGUCUUACCAUCCGCAGUUGACCAGCUGCAAUUUGGUCCGGAAAAAGGCGUCAGAAAAAACAACCAACUCAGUAAAUCCUAUGCCUUCAACAACUACAGUCAGAACUGCUGUCCCGGGGGAUGAAGGCAUGCCUUUGUUGGUUGAAGACUCAGCAGAACCUGAAGCUGUCCUUAUUAACAUUAGGCGAGAAUCCUCUAGCCACAUAUCACUCAAUAAGCCAGGAGGUAUAUCUUUUUCUGGUGGACUACUUGGCCCUAAUGGAUCAAAUAUGUAUUUGGGUAAAUGGUGCAAACGUGGACAAACCAAUGGCUCAAGUGCAAUGCAAGGUUCACGUUCAGGUGAACUGAUUGCUGUUGGCGCUGACGGGAGAGGUGGACAAAUAAAAGUCCUGAGAUCUCAAAAUGAAUCCUCACUGAGUGACGCAACAUCAGCAGGGACAAAGAGGUUCAAGAAUGGAGUAAAAAAUGUUAAUAUGCGAAUAGAGAACUUCUUUUCAAAGUGCUAGCUAUUUGAUAGCUUGUUUUGUAUGUGUAAAUUUAGUCAUUUUCAUAACAGAUUGAAGAAGGCAAGAUAAGUGAAUUAGGCAUUUGAAGAGAGAAUUUUUGUUCUUACAAGUAGGGGACGAGCAUCGAUCAAUUGGAGUCUAUUUUUUACCAAAAUGUUCUCAGAUCGACUAUGAUCUCUUUAGUAAAUAUUCAAACCGACUUCGACCAUGAAGAAGUACAAACUAGUCAUUGUUAGUUUGGAUUUUUUUCAAUCGACACCGAUUGAACACCUUGUUAUCUCCAA